This is a messenger RNA of Haplochromis burtoni (Burton's mouthbrooder), 8367 nucleotides long. RefSeq names its product SH2 domain containing 3Ca (gene sh2d3ca). The record is from RefSeq and is a predicted model, not a curated record. Gene Ontology annotation, biological process: positive regulation of peptidyl-serine phosphorylation; small GTPase-mediated signal transduction. Lineage: Eukaryota; Metazoa; Chordata; Actinopteri; Cichliformes; Cichlidae. Gene Ontology annotation, molecular function: phosphotyrosine residue binding; guanyl-nucleotide exchange factor activity. The coding region runs from base 4246 to 6375 and encodes 709 amino acids. The transcript is spliced from 13 exons.
UAUGGCUUCUAUAAAGGCAAUGUAGAGGUAGUCAUGAUAUAAUUUGGGAAAUACAUUUCAUUAAAGUAAAUAAACAAUUCAAUAUUUUAUUUUUAUUUUUAAUAAAACUGUAACAUUUCUGAAUAUUAAAUGCUACGCUAACAUCCUCACAUCGAUGAUGUUGAUAGAUAAUAUACAUAUAGUGUCUUUGUUUAGCAUGCUAACAUUUGCUGCUAAUUAGCACUAAACAGUGCACAGGGGACAUUUAUGGAAAGUGUUUUUGCUGCCAUUUGGAUAUAAACCAAAGUAGUGAAGUAGUACAGUUAUGAACAAAAGCUUUUAGGCAAUCCUCUUUUUUUAAUGUUUUGGAGGGAAAAUUUGCACAUGCAGCAAUUUAUUGAGACACAUGCAAACAUGCAUGGAAAUACAGCAGAUAAAGUGAAAAACAGAGUUUGUACAAUUCUAACAAGCUUGAAAGUCAGUAUUUGGUAUGACCACCUUUAUUCUUCAACAGCACCUGAACUUUCUUAGGCAAGCAUUGUUAUAAUUUCUUUAAGUAGUCGUCAGGAAUAGUUAUCCAGUCUCCUUUAAGGACAUUCAGUUUGCUUCUUUGGAUUUUUGCUGCCUCUGUUGUCUGUGAAGAUGAUCCCUCACUGCUUCAAAAAUUGUUGAAGUCUAGAGUCUGGGGAGGCCAGACCACGACAGUAAUUAUAUUUCCAUCUGGUUAUACUUUUACUACACUGGUGUAAACAACAUCAUUUUUUACUACCUCAGAAACUGCAGCCUCUGAGAGAAAAAAAAAAUUACUACAUGACCAGUGCAUUCUCAAGUAUUCCCACAACUUUAUCCACUCUUUUUUUAAGGUCACCAUGAAGCAGAGAUACUUGUCUUGAUGGUAUUACACAGUGUUUAAUUUUUGACUAAGAUGUGUCUAGUUGCUACAGCAACCAAUUUGUGUAAAGUGUAGUCAUUUUAAUGUGAUUAAAGCGAGUGGAGUUUUAAUUGCACUGUUUAACACUUAAAUGAAUAUUUUUCAAGGCCUUUGUGUGGAUGGAGGCACAGCAUUCCCAACAGACCUCUUUCUCUCUUUGUAUCAUUAUUGCAGGCUUUGAAACGCAUAUCUGUGGUUCGAUACGGAUUAACCAGUUCUGUCCUGUGAAAACACACUGAUGACAAUCAGACCUGCAGUUCAUUAGCUGUACCUGGCUAACCCCCAGGAGCCAGGCACAAACACACACACACACACACACACACACACACACACACACACACACACACACACACACACACACACACACGCACAUAAAGAUGUGCUUUCGCUAAUAUUCUUGAUCUACCCUCAGUAGAUCUUUUUAUUUCACACACGUUUUCAUAAAAAUAUUUUCCUCUAUUCCCUUACAAGCAAACACACUCACGUGCUUGUAUCGCUAUCUUUGUGAGGACAUUCAAUGAAAGUGAGGCCAAAAAUGUCCUUACUUAAACAAAAUCACACCAGUCCUCAUAAGCAUAGUUGAGCAAGUACAUACACAUGCACACACUUCAUAUCCUUGUGUGUCUCUCCACAUUCACACACACUUUCAUUAGUGUGAUGCUUGCAGGCACAUGCAGGGAUUCUCCAUUGUGUUCCCUAUCAGCCUGCGGGAUGGGGCUCACUAAUUAAUAUUUAACUGAAGACCGCCUCCAACCAAGAGAGGAGAUGCAGAGAUAGAGGACUGAAAGGAGGGGAAAGUGGAAGGAUCAUGGUGUGGAGGAGAGGGGAAGGACAGGAGAGAGAAUAGGCCGGGAAGGAUCAGAAGGAAGAAAAGCCUGGAAGUCUGAGGUUAGGCUAUUGAUCACAAGGAUAAGAAGGCAGGAGAGAUGAGGGGAGGAGUACGGUGACAAGAGCAGUUGGAGAAAUGCUGGAUUUGACAGAGCCUAGAGAGAAGGAGAUGACUGAUGCAGAAGCACUGAAAAGAGAAAGGUUCAAUGAAUGGAUGACAGUGAGAGCAACAGAGAAGAAACUGACAAGAAUUUGAAGAAAAUGUAGGAAUGAGACAGACGUUUUCUGACAGAAACACUUCUCGUCAAUGCAGAGAUAUAAAGAAAGAUAGAUGGAUUUAAGGGGAAGCAGUAGCAGGAACAAAGUAAGGAUGAAGCAAGGAAGAAAAAAAAUGCCGCAGCUCCACACUGCAGCAGAUGAUAUUUGUUUGACAAAAAUUAAUUCAUCCAAGGAUGAAGUUUGAAUUUUACAGAAUUUGCUUUAGAACAAUAACAGGCUGUCUUCCUUUACCAGCUGUGUGAACCAAAUACUUAUUGAAAGGUAGCCAAACAGGCUACAAUUAUAGCAGCAAGCAGACUACCAAAGAUACAUAUUUAAAUAUAAAUAUCAGUUUGUGGAGUGGCUUCAGGCUAGUCUAAUACACCCUAAUUCUGACACAUUUAAUGAUAAACUAUCUCCAUGCAUCAAAUUGUAGAUUUUUUUUUCUCCCACAUGUGUGGCAGAUGUAACAUGAUGUAUGUUAUGAUUGUUUUGCCAUGGUAUUACAGAGGAUUGAGAAUAGAAAGGCACAAGGCCCCCCUCUUAUGAGAUUAUUUGUGUCCCCGCUGUGUAAUCUGUCUAAUCCAGCACUGUAUGGUUUGAGAUUACGUUAAGAGGAGACGUUGCAGUUAAUGAAUCCGUCCUGUGUCUUGUAGCUCCUUAUCGUUCAGGCUCUUUGUCUCUGGCUGUGACCUACUAACAUGCAUUCAGGAGGCAGAUUAGAAAGGUGAUUACUGGUAUCAUCCGAUUCUGUGUGUAUGUUUGUGUUAGUGGGGCGAAAGAUGACCUCAGAUGACAACGUGAAAAGAAGGAGCAUGUCGCUCUCCUUCUCAGCCGCUUUCUCUCUCCUGUAUCCGCCUCUCGCUUUCCUGCAUUGGUGCGGACCUGACUAAAUGCAGUGUCAGAAUUUUGGAUGCUGUCAAGGCUCUGGCAGUGUUUCCAUGGCGAGGCGUCCUCAAUGAUGUCACUCACUCGGGCCUCUGGAGACAGAGCCCCACCCCUCCUGACAUCUCCCUGCCGGUAUGUGCGCGUGUGUUUAUGUGUGUCUCCAUGUGAAAUGGGCCGGUGAAAAUCACACCAUGUUAUCCUUGAAACACCUGCCUGUGUGUUUCAGCCCGUAAUGAGCUGUCUAGCUGCAGUCUGCAUGGCUUUGUAGAGACACAUCAUUAUAUCCUGCAACACACACACACACACACAUGCACGGGAAGAUUUCUGCCAACGUUAUUUCACCACGGGAAGCCAAUGCGUUUUGGAGGCUGCUAUAGUAACAUAUAGUGGCAUGUGAAAAUGUAGGUGGAAUAAAAGGUGUGAGUGUGCAUUCAAGCAUUUGUGGAGGGGGUGCGGUCUUGUCGGGUGUCUUUCAUGGCAAAAGAAAGGUUAGAUUCCUUUGGGAGGCUGCACACGUACUCUUCUCACCCUCCUUGCACCCUCAUCUUCUUCAUUCAUCAUCUCAUCUCUUAAUUAUCUUUUCUUUCUCUCCUCCCCAUCUUUUCCUUACUUUCUCUCUGUUUCACUCCCUCCGUCAUCUCCUCCACCCCCCACCACUCUCCCACCCCCCCCCCGUCAGCAUUGUCUCAGCCCUGGAGCGGGGGUCAUCAGGAGGGUGGGUGGGGUUUCUGCCUUCAAUACGACAGCACUCCUCUCUGCUUGUGCCUCCUAGCGUUCAACCCCCUCCCCUCUUCUCUCCCUCCCUCCUUCCAUCCAACCCUCCCACCCUCUCUCCCACUGGUCCACCCUCCCCCCACCCACACUCCUUUCAUCAGCAAGCAAUGAGGUAAUCCCUAGCAGCCGCGUGAAGUGCAGCAAGUGCAGUGAGAGGGAGAGAAGCGAGAGCAGAAGCGAGAGAAGCCGGUGCAAGGCAGAAGCAGCGAAGAUGUCAGGAGCUGUAAUAUCACUGGCCGUUAUCAGUACCAGCUGUUAGCAGCUCGCUCGUAGGUAAUAGCUGAUGUUGUCACAGGCAGCUGCAUGCAAGCUGCAGCUUUGGUGUUAGCGGUUUUAGCUUGUAGCCUGUUUUUCUUUCUUUUCUUUUUUUUGUAGUGGUGGCACUAUGUUGAGUGGCUGUUAGCCAGACAGAGAGGCAGGCAGGGGUGGGACAGGCUUAACCCAAGGGCUGGUGUUUAGAUAGGACACCCCGGGUGGGGAAGAGAGCGUGAGACAGAAAAGGGAGAGGUGAAGUAGUAGAAAAAGAAGAAGAAGAAGAAGAAAAAAGAGUGAGGUUUGAGAGAAGGUAGCAGAGGUGUGUGCCCACCAUGACGGAGAGGUGUAGUCUGUGGAGUGCCCUCUCGGCUGCAGCAUGCUGCUUCUAUCGGGGAUCCUUCAUGCAGGUGCAGUUCUCUAAGGAGAAGUACCUGCUGGAGUCUCCUCCUGAGAAACUCCGCAAAGAACUAGAGGAGGAGCUGAAACUGAGCCCUGCUGAUAUCAGGAGCCAUGGCUGGUACCAUGGACACAUACCCAGAGAGGUAUCAGAGACUCUGGUUUUGCGCAAUGGAGACUUCCUUGUGCGCGAUUCUCUGCUCAACGUGGGUGACUAUGUUCUGACCUGUCGGUGGGAUAAUGAGGUGCUACACUUCAAGAUUAGUAAAGUCCUGGUGAAAUCCAAUGAGACCAAGGUGCAGUACAUGUUGGAGUCUGAUAGUUUCGACUCAGUACAAGAGCUUGUGCGGUUUUACGUCGGUCAACGCAAACCGGUCUCCCAGUCCAGCGGCGUCCACAUCUACUGUCCAGUAAGCAGAACUCUCCCUCUGCGCUACCUAGAAGCCACUUUUGCCCUCUCCAACAGCAAGCAAGGCUCUGCCUACUCACCGUCCAGUCAGAGGGGAGCGUACAUCAAGAGGAGGAGUGUCACUAUGACCGAUGGGCUGACAACUGAAAAGAUCAUACCUCACAGUGACUCAGACAGUCCAAGUCCAGUUGAGACACCAGUGGCAACACCAGAACCAGAGCCGGAAACUGUGCCCAACUGCAGCCCGUCAACGAUCCACCACCAUAAAGACGCAAUGCGGAACUGUGCAAUGAGCAUGGACCAGAUUCAGGAGUAUCGUUGCCCCUUGUCACCUGUCGGGGAAACCCCAUUGUCUCCGGCGUAUAGUGCUAUCACCAGGCAGAGAGCCCACUCAGGUGGGCGGGUCCUGGCUGUUGUCCCUCCCUCCCCUGUGAUGCGUCGCUCCAGCGACCCCCAAGUCAGCCCCUCAGCCAGUGACAACCCUCCAGAAUUUCCCCCACGUACCUCUCACUCAGCACACUCCGCACCGGCCCAUCAUCCCAACUACCAAUCACAUUCUUCAGAAACAGCAGGGAGCUACUGUGACCUCAGACCUUGUCCUUCUGGGCCCCCCAAACCACCAACUAAAAGCUACGUAGAGCGAUUGAGAGUGGAGGAGGGGACAGUGGAGGGAGCAAGAGAGGAAGGAGAGGGGGUGUUCAGCGCCCCACAAGUGGAGACAUCUUCCUCGUUUAAGCCAUCCAGGUAUGAGUCUUGCCUUAUGCCGGCUGAGAAUAAGCCUCUGGAGAUGUCUGUACUGAAGAGAGUCAAAGAGCUGCUGGCUGAGGUGGAUGCAAGGGCUGCAGCUAAACAUAUUACCAUGGUGGACUGCACGGUUGCUAGAAUAUUAGGUGUAACCCCAGAAAUGCAAAGGAUGAUGGGAGUGUCCUCAGGGCUUGAGUUAUUGACUCUACCACAUGGACACCAACUGAGACUUGACCUACUGGAGAGGUUCUACACCAUGUCUAUCAUGAUGGCUGUGGACCUGCUUGGCUGUACAGGAAGCACGGAGGAGAGGGCGGCCCUGCUCCAUAAGACCAUCCAGUUAGCAGCAGAGUUGAAAAGCAGCCUGGGCAACAUGUUUGGUUUUGCUGCUGUGAUGAGAGCUCUGGAGCUCCCGCAGAUAUCCCGUCUGGAGCAGACAUGGGUAACCUUACGCCAAAGACAUACAGAGGGAGCUAUUCUAUACGAGAAGAAACUCAAGCCUUUCAUGAAGAAUAUAAAUGACGGCAAAGAAUCCAGUGCUCUGUCCAACACCACCUUCCCUCACAUCAUUCCCAUCCUGUCUUUACUGGAGCGUGGUAUGGCUCUUGGGGAUGUACUGGAACCCUGGGAGAGUGCAGAGGUGGGAGUAGAUGUAGUCAUGUACCACCUAGAGGCAGCUCGCACCAUCGCACAUCACGGGGAGCUCUACAGAACCAAUGCAGAGACGAAAUUACAGGGAAUUCAGGAACGAGCUGAAAUACAUGACAUCUUCCAGACGGAGUUUCAGAUGCGUCUGCUGUGGGGCAGCCGUGGCUCUGAGGGCAGCCAAUCGGAGCGUUACGAGAAGUUUGACAAGGUCCUCACCGCCCUAUCACACAAGCUAGAGCCUCCUGUGCGUCACAGCGAGCUAUAGCACCUGCCCAGACAAACCUACAGGGCAGGUGCUUUAGUUUACCGCUCAUAGUGGUAUGGCCUUGUUUUGCAUUGCAAAGGAUGGUGUGGGAGUGCUCAGUUUGGACACUGAAAAAGGUGAGAGUGAAAGAAGAGGCAGCUAAAAGAGUAUGUGCAGUGAGCAAGAGGAACACGGAAAGGGUCUCGCUGGCAAUGUGUUGCACUCACUGUGGAUUUAAAAAGAGGUACAGAGUCUCUUAUGUUCCCCUUUGUGGACUUCCUCACUUACUGCUGAAAUAUUCAAAUGAAAAGGGAGAAAAGAUAAUCUAAGCGGAACAGAAGAUGGAGCAGAAGGGUGACCAGUUUUUCUGGUACAACAUUUACACUGUGCCAAACCGAGGUGCAGAAUUUGGCUUUGCUCCUGUAAAACACGGAUACUCAACUGCUGUCUCACACUGUAGCCAAACUUGCAUAGCUCAUGUAGAUGUUUAGUCUGUGCGAAUGAGUGAGUGUUUGUCUGCUGGCAAGUGUGUUUGCAUUUCUUCGUUUUUGUAUGUCAUUAAAGUUUCAUGUCUGCUUUAUUUUUUUUUGUCUUAUUUAUUCAUUAUGAUCAAAGGAUAUCAAAACAUUAUGUACAUUGCUUCAUGAAACUGAAGAGAAUCUGUCAGUGCUCAUUCUGAGGGAACCCUGCUCAUAAAAUCUCAUGAAAUAUGUAUCAUGCAGUCCCACUGAAUCCCAUUAAAAAUGUAUCAGGCAUGCAUUAAUAAAUGUACCAGAAAUGAAACAUUCACACAAGUUAUGCAGCAACUUCAAUAUGAGGGUUUUGUGAGUGGUUAAAAACAUUAAGAGGUCAAGGCAAGCUCCCCGAGUUGCCUGUUUGACUUAGCCUUCUCAUAUUUUCUGUCCUGUGCACCAAAAUGAGCUAAAACAGCAUUACAAAAGACAAGAGAAAUGUAGCGUUUACAUUUUAAAUUGAGUGAAAUCAAUGUCUCAGUUAAGAUGUAAACAUUAAGGAACAUGCUUUAGUUUGAAUCUGGCUCCGUUUUGCAAAUUUGCUGAAAAAAAAUGUUUGAUGCAUGGAUCCAGAAAAUGUUACGCCAACUAAAAUGUUGCUUUAGUAGCAAUUCGAUAACUUCCGUACAAAAAUGUGUCAAAGUCAGGAAAUGUAACAUUCAGUGCAGAUAUUUUGUGUCUGUGGAAAAUCUUUAAAGAUGAAUUAAUAGUGCCACAUUUGUAGUACACCUGGAAAAAAAGCGUCUACUGCUUGUAUGUUUGAAUUUGUGUUUCAGCAAUACAGCUAAAAAUGACUGAAGAAAGUUUAUUUCUUUGGGGUUACAUUUUGCUUGACUAUCCAGUGUUAUGUUUUUGCUUUAACAUUUGAAGGGCCUGAGAGGGCUAGCGCUAACUCUCAGAGCUAUGCAAUCGUUUCAACCAAAUGCUGAGAACCCUGGGGAAGAGACUUCCAUUGUGGAUGUUUAAAAAAAAAAAUAAAAAAAAAAAUCUUAUAACUGAAUGGAUGAAAGUCAAAUCAGAAUUCAGUUAAACAGAAAUGCUUCUGAAAAUUGUCCUUACUGGGAUAUUCUUAAAUAGAUGUUCGAUUUGCAUUUUCUAGUUUGGGAUAAGCUGUACAGAUCUAGAGUUUGUGAAGGAAGGAGCCAUGUGACAGUCCCACUGUGGUCCAACAGGGGGCGUGGUUUAGUCAGCAAAAAAAAAAAAAAAACCUGAAUCAUGAAUUGUAACAUUGAAGACCUAUACGUGAAGAAAUGCCACUUUUAUUGUGUGUGUUUCGAGACCAAGAGUAUGCCUACUGGUUUAGGUUUGAUAACUGGUAACAUUGGUUACAGUGAUGUAAUAUGUUUUUAUUUGUCCUCUGUCGAAUGCUGUACAGGAAGCUGCUUUGUCAGCAUGUCAAGAAAUGAUUGGGACUGAUUUCAUUUAUUUUCUUUUUUCUUUUUCUUUUUCUUACGUCCUGUACAGUUCACUUUUUUCAAAUAAAAUUGCUUGUGUCAAUGCA